This is a messenger RNA of Panicum hallii, 1035 nucleotides long. RefSeq names its product protein LURP-one-related 8-like. Lineage: Eukaryota; Viridiplantae; Streptophyta; Magnoliopsida; Poales; Poaceae. The transcript has a single exon. The coding region runs from base 128 to 775 and encodes 215 amino acids. The record is from RefSeq and is a predicted model, not a curated record.
ACUCCAAUCAAUUCAAUCCCAAUCUCCCAGCGCAGCACCAAACCCACUUCCCUCUUGCUCCAUCUGUACCGAGACCAAAACAGAGAAACCACCUCGUCUCAGCUCAGAAACAACCAGAGGAGGAGCCAUGCCCAAGGUGCACCCCAACGCCGUCGCGCCGGAGCCCGCUGCAACCACCACCACCAGCCGUGCGGCCGAGGAAGAGCCGCCGCCGGCGCUGCUGACGGUGUGGCGCAAGUCGCUCCUCUUCAACUGCGACGGCUUCACCGUCUUCGACGCCAAGGGCAACCUCGCCUUCCGCGUCGACUGCUACGCCUCCGCCCGCCGCCGCGCCGAGGUCGUGCUCAUGGACGUCGCGGGCAAGCCGCUCCUCACCGUCCGCCGCAAGAGGCUCAGCCUAACAGACCACUGGGUCAUCUACGACGGCGACGGCACAGCCAGGCCGCUGCUCUCCGUCCGCCGCCACGUCAGCCUCCGAUCGUCCAGCAAGACGCUGGCGCACGUCACGCCCCUGGGCUCUGCUGCUGCCUCCGCCGCGGAGUACGUGGUGGAGGGGUCGUACGGGCGGCGGGCCUGCGCGGUGCGCGACGCGCGCGGGGACGCGGUGGCCGAGGUGCGCCGGAAGGAGUCGGUGGGCGACGACGUGUUCCGGCUGGUGGCGGACCCGCGCCUGGGCGAGCCGCUGGCCAUGGGGCUCGUCAUCGCCCUCGACGAGAUGUUCGGCGGCGGCCGUGGCUCGGCGCGGUCGCUGCUGCGCAGGACAUGGUCGGCGUAGUUAGGAGCGCAUGGGGGCUCAGGGCCACGACUAACGCUGAUUGUUAGCGGCAGCAUAGUUUUUAGCAUGCUGGCUGCAGCGGACUGCAGAGAGAGAGAGAGAGAGAGAGAGAGAGAGAGAGAGGUGUAUAGCUAGUAGCUAGCUAGUGUGCCGCAUCAGAGUUAUUCAGCAUAUGAAUGCGGUGCCCAAGCGUUUGUAGCUCUUGUCUGAAAACAAAUUGUAAAAUUGAUGCAAUAGACACAGCAAAACAUGAAUCGAUC